This is a messenger RNA of Adineta steineri, 351 nucleotides long. NCBI's taxonomy places the organism in Eukaryota, Metazoa, Rotifera, Eurotatoria, Adinetida, Adinetidae. The record is from the annotation of a GenBank genome assembly.
GCACCGGCUGAUUUACGUGUAUUUCGUUGUAAUUGUUCGAUUUGUCUUAAAAAACAAAAUCAUCAUUUUAUAAUACCAAAACGUCAAUUUGUUUUAUUAACUGGUGCUGAUUAUUUAACAAAAUAUACAUUUAAUACACAUAAAGCUGAACAUUCAUUUUGUCGUCAAUGUGGUGUACAAAGUUUUUAUACGCCACGUAGUAAUCCAGAUUGUUAUGGUGUUAUGCCGCAUUGUAUUGAUUCACCAACUAUAAAAUCUAUUGAACACAUUGAUUUUGAUGGUGAAAAUUGGGAAAACUCCAUGAAUAAAUGCGCUGAAACUGGAGAUAAAAAUCCAUUUGAUAUUAAAUAA